AUGUCAGGCGAGCCAGUGUGUAUUUCUGAUUUUGAAAAUCAUGCCAAAGAAUUUCUCCCAAAGAACGCCUGGGAUUAUUAUAGUUCUGGAGCGAAUGAAGAGAAUACAUUGAGAGAGAACAGAUGUGCUUUUGACAGGUACGAAAUAUUUUGUUGUUGUUUUUAGGUUUAAAGAACAUUAAUUCAAAAACGUGCUCAAUUUGUCUUUAUUUUUAUAUACACUUAUACAGUACUCUGACUGAAGUUGCGAAGUUAGACGACGAGGACGUGGUUCAUAAUUUUUGUCUGUCUUGUACAUUAUCUUGCACAUUCUGAGUUUAGGGUCAGGGAUGAAGACAGAUUAGAGAUUCAUGUCUAGUUUAUGAAUGCUGACCCAAAUCCUUACCUUGAUCAGGACAAAACAGCGAGACAUGAAUCCCGUCUUCGUUCUUCUGCCUUCGUUCGGAACGAAUAUUGUGGAAAAAUUCGUUGUGAACUUUGUUCUGAACGAAGGCAGAAGGACAAAGACGGGAUAUAGUUUCAUGUCUCGCUGUUUUUUUCUGGGUCAGCGCAAGAAUUAGGGUCAGUAUUCAUAAACAGCGACACAUGGGAAGACGCGCUGAACAACCACCUGUGACGUCCGACUCAGUAUGCGUAAGAUAAUUUGCAGACGGCAAAAAUUAUCAAGUACGUCUUCGUACUACGUUGUCUUUCUCAAACUCUCUAAUAUCGACUUUUACACGUCGUCCAACAGAACCCUUUGGCGUCUACCUGCUAAAUAGCUUUUAAACCAUUUUAUAGUGGAUUGGGAAAAACCAGUAAGAUGUCAUGAUGUAUCAAAUGAAAGGUUUUGCGGAAGUGUAGGAAUUUCUAUUCCUAGUAUAUUGACCCAUAUAGCUUUUCAUUGCAAGAAUCAACUCGCUGUGAGUGCUUGCACUAAUUAGAGUAAACUGUCGAGCAUUGUGAUUCAGGUUGAAAGCACUUGCUUGCGAGCUUUCAAGAAAAUUUCCAAGAAAAUUUUCCACGGACAGAAAAUUUUCCAAGAAUAUCAUUGUUAAAAGUUUGAAAAUUUUCAACUUCAAAAUUUUUUCCGCGGAAAAUUUGUGUCGGCCAAUCACAUUUUACACAUUUUUCUUUCUGCGGAAAAUUUUCUUGAGUGGAAAUGGGCCUUCACUCUUGCGAUGACUAGAAACGACUUUUAAUUCUAAGAAAAAUACACUUUACAGAUGAGUGUUUUUAGGCAGUUGCCUUCUAGCAGUAUCCCGAUAUCCACGGGAUAUAUAAAAAAUUUGGUUUUGGAUGAAUGACUUGUAUCCAGACUGAAAAUUUCAAACGUUAAGAAAAUGUUAAACACCUUUGACGAGCUCCUGAUAGAUUUUGAAUAGAUAGAUAGAUUUUGAAUAGAUAGAUAGAUUUUGAAUAGAUAGAUAGAUUUUGAAUAGAUAGAUAGAUUUUGAAUAGAUAGAUAGAUUUUGAAUAGAUAGAUAGAUUUUGAAUUGAUAGAUAGAUAGAUUUUGAAUAGAUAGAUAGAUUUUGAAUAGAUAGAUAGAUAGAUUUUGAAUAGAUAGAUAGAUUUUGAAUAGAUAGAUAGAUUUUGAAUAGAUAGAUAGAUAGAUUUUGAAUAGAUAGAUAGAUUUUGAAUAGAUAGAUAGAUUUUGAAUAGAUAGAUAGAUUUUGAAUAGAUAGAUAGAUAGAUUUUGAAUAGAUAGAUAGAUUUUGAAUAGAUAGAUAGAUUUUGAAUAGAUAGAUAGAUAGAUAGAUAGAUUUUGAAUAGAUAGAUAGAUUUUGAAUAGAUAGAUAGAUUUUGAAUAGAUAGAUAAGAUUUUGAAUAGAUAGAUAGAUUUUGAAUAGAUAGAUAGAUUUUGAAUAGAUAGAUAGAUUUUGAAUAGAUAGAUAGAUAGAUAGAUAGAUUUUGAAUAGAUAGAUAUUUUAUUUUGAUACGCUAACUACGUCAAUUAGAAAUAUUGAUUUCCACGAAGGGCGUGUGUUCUAAAGUUAUUAUAUAUAAAUGUUCUUAUGACUCUUAUGGUAUCUAAUAAAAGAAAAUAGAAAUAAUCCAACUGUUCCAAUUGACAAAAUUGACAAUAUAGACAACUAACAAAACAUAUAGUUAAUAACUAUUUACAAUAAAGGUUUAUAUAUAUGUAUAAAUAUAUUAUUUAGUAACAUGAGCAGCAAUUUUUCUUUCAAGUAGAGACUGGGACCUAAUUCCUCUGAUUUCGUUAGGCACUGAGUUCCAUAUUUUUGCCCCAUUAAACAUAAAACUCUUUUUAAUGCUAUUUGUGCGGGGCUGUGGCAAAACGAGUGUUGUUUCAUUGUCACGGAGACAGUAAUGUGUAUUCUCAUUCUUGUAGGUAAAAAGGUCUUUUAGGCUUUUUGGCCCAGACUUAUUCAAAAUUUUGAACAUUAAUUUUGUCUUAGAAUAUUAUCAGUUUACCACCAGUCUUUCCGCAUUGAGGACUAGCAUUCUCGUAGCAUAUAGAAGUUUGAAAGAUUAUGUACGUUUUAGUGUAUUAAUGAAUUGUCGAGUCUCCUGUUGUUAUUGUAAUUUGUAACAGUGAGAGUUCUGGAAACUUAUUUGGAUGGGAGGGGGUAUAAUACUUAUAUGGUACCAGUAUCCAGAAGUGGGGCACUGGAUUCUCAGGGGGGGGAUAGUAAAUUUUGAAUCCUGGUAUCCCCGUUGGAUAUUGGGGAAAAUAUAAAUUCAGACCUUGCUUCAAACUUCGAUUACGUAAUUACAAGCAUAGGCAGAUUACGUAAUUCAUUUGUGGCACAGACUCGCAGUGCCCCAGCGACUAAUCAUUUUGCAUAUUUAAAAAUUAAUUUCUAACAGGCCAUGUGUAUCUUAUUUUCUACAGACUGAGGUUGCGUCCUCGUGUGCUGCGAGAUGUUUCGAGCAUUGAUAUGUCCACAACAAUCCUUGGAGAGAAAAUUGAUUUUCCAAUUUGUGUCGCGCCAACUGCCAUGCAGAAGAUGGCGCAUCCUGAUGGAGAAAUUGCAACAGCGAAAGGUAGUUCACUCUGACCAGGUGUUGUGGUCCCCUCGCUUGUCUUUGAAGCAGGGAGACCCAGGUCGGACUUCCACUUGAAGGUUCAAUUGGGCAAUACCGUAAACCUCUGACUAUAAGCCCCCCUCCCUGUGUAUAAGCCCAGCACAUGUACUAACGCUCACCUCAUUCCAAAUAUAAGCCCCCCCCCAAAUAUAAGCCCGGCCACCCGAAUAUAAGCCCCCCGAAUAUAAGUCUCCCGAAUUAAUAUAAGCCCAGUAAUCGCUGCUUAAUACAUGUUUAUUUUCCUGUUUAUGACUGACUUGUUUAUGUCUGACUUGUUUAUUACUAACACAAAAGAUCGUCCAUGUAUAAGCCUCCCCGUAUAUAAGCCCACCCUUGUAUAAGCCCAUCAAAAAUCGCUUACGAAAGUAUAUAAGCCCAGGGCUUAUAGUCGGAGGUUUACCGUAGCCUGCUGGAAAUUCACUUACCAAAUGACGAAUUCUAAAAACUUCACUUGGAUUGAUAAUUGUAAAGAAAUGCCUUUUUAAUUCCGGGGGUAUACUACAGUUGAUCCUUUCUUUCUAGAAAAUAAUUCUUAAUUGUUCUCUAGCUAUUGGCCAAGCUGGUACAUGCAUGACUUUGAGUUCAUGGUCAACAUCGACCAUUGAAGAUGUUGCGAGUUCCUCCUCUGGAUUAAAAUGGUUUCAGUUGUAUGUCUACAAAGAUCGAGAUGUUACAAUAGACUUGAUACGAAGAGCGGAGAGCGCAGGUUUCAAAGCUAUUGCAGUGACUGUUGACACGCCCCAGGUCGGCCAAAGGUACGCUGAAAUUCGCAAUAAGUUUGCGUUACCCCCUCAUUUAACAGCAGCCAACUACAACAACAGUUAUGCAACUGGAGUGAAGAGUUACUGGGAUUCAUUUGACUCGUUGAUUGAUUCAUCUCUAACAUGGGAUCUUAUUCCGUGGUUGAGAUCGGUGACAAAGUUAGGGAUUGUUUUAAAAGGCAUUUUGACUGCAGAAGAUGCAAGGUUGGCAGUACAGUAUGGCGUUGAUGGUAUCUUAGUUUCAAAUCAUGGUGGACGACAACUUGACACUGUACCUGCUGCGGUAACUUUCAAUAAUUAAUACAUGUGUAAAAAUGCACAAGUUGCAACAAACCUGCAGCACGAGACUUGUAGCAAUGCUGUUCCAACAACUUGUCAACAGAAUGUGUUCGCACUGCUUGUUCCCAGCUUGUUGACAACUUGCUACAAGGUUGUGGAGCGCAACAGACUUGUUACUUAUUUUACCUUAAUUCGACAAUUUGUCAACAAACAAACCUGUUGUGAAAACAUCUUGUUGACAAGUUGUGAAACUUACUAUUGAAACUUAAGAGCAAGCAAAUCAGAUACCCACUUUCUCAAUAUUAUUUAUUUACCUCCAAAUACAAGACUACUGAUCAGGGCCCUGCUACUGAUGACAUUAUUUUCACGCUCUUGAUAACUACACGUUGACCACCAAAACUGCUUCCAUGAGGUUUUUCAGCAAAAGUAACUGAGCUAUACUCGUGUAUUUUAGAUUGAAGCGUUGCCAGAGAUAGUGUCUGCAGUUGAUGGGAAAUGUGAAGUAUAUUUAGAUGGUGGUGUGAGGUUUGGUACAGAUGCUUUUAAAGCUUUAGCUCUCGGUGCAAGAGCUGUCUUUGUAGGAAGACCUGUUUUAUGGGGACUGGCGUAUCAGGUAGAGUAUACAUUAUUAUCCACGCUAUCCUUCUGUCCACAAGAACUUAAAUUGAUUCUUGUCUCUCCAGGGUGAAGAAGGUGUUGCCAAAGUUCUACAGAUCUUCAAAGAUGAAUUUAAAUUAGCCAUGGGACUUACAGGUAAGGAUGUAUAAUUUGACAAAGAUAUUUCACAUGUUUAUAUACUGUUUUUAUUCAACAUAUUUUGUUUUAUUUUCUAAAUAGGAUGUUGCAGUGUUCAAGAUAUUUCACGAGACAUGGUUGCUCAUGAAAUGCAAUGUUCAAAACUUUGA
Molecule: messenger RNA, 4975 nt
Organism: Paramuricea clavata
Lineage: Eukaryota; Metazoa; Cnidaria; Anthozoa; Malacalcyonacea; Plexauridae
Source: the annotation of a GenBank genome assembly